GAACCCACAGCCUUCCCCUCGAUUUGUCCUCUUGCUCCUUCCUGCUAGGACAGCAGGGCUUCUCGUACACAUGCUGUAGCGGGCACUGCCUUGGCAGGAGGAUUUGGGGCUUCCACAUAUCCUGUUCUCAAGAUUGUAGCAUCUCAGUACUCUAGAGCCCAGUACCUGACAUCAAGGAUGUCUGGAGCUUCCUUUUAAGGAAAGAAAAGAUCAGCAAACUUGCCUGUUCCCGUUUACACUUCCACCACCAGUUCGUGAGAGUUCCUGUUCUGCAUCCUCAACACUAGUAUUAAGUGAGAGUUCCUGUUCUGCAUCCUCAACGCUAGUAUUAAGUGCACUGGCCUUUAGUCUGUUAAAAAGCAUACAAUGGCUACAGAUGUUCAAUUGGCUGAUUAUCCACUGAUGAGUCCAAAGGCUGAGCUGAAACUGGAGAAGAAGUCAGGGCGCAAGCCAAGGAGCCCCAGGGACAGUGGGCCACAGAAAGAACUGGUGAUCCCAGGGAUUGUGGAUUUCGAGCGGAUCCGCCGGGCAUUGAGGACCCCAAAGCCCCAAACCCCUGGCACCUACUGCUUUGGACGCCUCAGUCACCACUCCUUCUUCUCCCGGCACCACCCACACCCCCAGCACGUGACCCACAUCCAAGAUCUCACCGGGAAGCCUGUCUGUGUCGUCAGGGAUUUUCCAGCCCCCUUGCCUGAGUCAACUGUCUUUUCCGGCUGUCAAAUGGGGAUACCCACCAUCUCUGUCCCCAUUGGAGACCCACAGUCUAAUCGGAACCCCCAGCUUUCUUCUGAAGCCUGGAAGAAGGAGUUGAAGGAGCUAGCUUCCCGGGUGGCCUUCCUCACCAAGGAGGAUGAACUGAAGAAGAAAGAGGAUACUACCAGUCUUAAUUGGAAUUGCAAGAGCAGGAGGCCCCAGGCACCAGGCCUCUCUGGGACAGACCUGGGGGCAGCUGAGCUGGGAAUUAAGAAGGAGCAGAAGGAGGAGCCUCUGCGGGAGCAGGGGGCAAAGUACUCAGCAGAGACUGGGAGGCUCAUCCCCGCUUCCACCCGGGCUGUCGGCCGCCGCAGAUCUCACCAGGGCCAGCAGAGUCAGUCUUCCAGCAGACAUGAAGGAGUCCAGGCUUUCCUCCUUCAGGAUCAGGAGCUGCUGGUCCUGGAGCUCCUGUGUCGGAUCCUGGAAACAGACUUGCUAAGCGCAAUCCAGUUCUGGCUGCUCUACGCUCCGCCCAAGGAAAAAGACCUCGCUCUGGGACUCCUGCAGACAGCAGUGGCUCAGCUCCUUCCCCAGCCCCUAGUCUCCAUCCCUACAGAAAAGCUCCUAAGCCAGCUUCCAGAAGUGCAUGAACCUCCUCAAGAGAAGCAAGAGCCACCCUGCAGGUGGGCCCCGCACCCCGCCCUGCCCUUCUGCAGCCUUCUGUCCUCCCAGGUUUCCAGCAUGACCUUCCCAGCCCCUUCUUUGUAUUUGGUCACAGUCAAUCCCCGAAGAAAACGAAGAUAUCACCUUUUACAAAAAGCGAAAAACCAGCACCCACAAUGUGCUGAACUCUGGGGAUCAGUGAGGAAGAAUUCAGACAAGUUCCUGCUGUCACGGAACUUACAUCCCAGCAAGGAGGAAUACAGACAACAAAUUAAAACACCUGGGGAGGAGUGGAGACAGAUACUACCAUCAAAGGUCCAGAGUGCCUGGCAGAGAGGCACAGAGUAGGCAUCUCAUUGAUAUUUGUUACUUGGAUGUUGAAAGAAGAGAGGUUGGAUUCCAUUCGCUCCAUUCCUCUCAGGUUGGAUUCCCUCCUCGGUCACCAGCAGAGCUGAGAGCAGGAGCUGGGCUUGACUCAGACCUUCCCCUCAGCACUCACACAUCCACCUGCAGCUCCCAGGUGGGGGCCCCACCUUCCCGGUCCUCUCCUGCCUGCUGUCUCUCCUCCCACUAGAGUACAUUGGAGAAGCUCAAGUCCUCCAGAUGCAUUCAAGCCAGAACACAGAGAAGAAGACAUCGAAGCCGAGGGCAGAGAGCUGAGGGGCCCUAACACUUGCACCUGCCUUGCUCAAGAGCAGCCCCAAGGGUUCAGGGGUGUUUCUGUCUCCACCACCUUCACAGCAGUACCUGAUUCCCUACCGUGAAAACUCUUACUAAAUAAAACCGUCUUCCCUGAGA
Molecule: messenger RNA, 2157 nt
Organism: Homo sapiens (human)
Lineage: Eukaryota; Metazoa; Chordata; Mammalia; Primates; Hominidae
Gene: TBATA
Product: thymus, brain and testes associated
Exons: 13
Coding region: 367-1707 (446 amino acids)
Cellular component (GO): cytosol
Source: RefSeq, a predicted model, not a curated record